Messenger RNA from Humulus lupulus (European hop), 6642 nucleotides. RefSeq names its product phosphatidylinositol 4-kinase alpha 1. The record is from RefSeq and is a predicted model, not a curated record. Lineage: Eukaryota; Viridiplantae; Streptophyta; Magnoliopsida; Rosales; Cannabaceae. The transcript has 26 exons. Gene Ontology annotation, molecular function: 1-phosphatidylinositol 4-kinase activity. Gene Ontology annotation, biological process: phosphatidylinositol phosphate biosynthetic process; phosphatidylinositol-mediated signaling. The coding region runs from base 245 to 6379 and encodes 2044 amino acids. Gene Ontology annotation, cellular component: plasma membrane; cytoplasm.
AUAAGGGAACAAUGGCAGAAAACUGAAAUAAAAGCGACCCUUGUUUCUCUCUGCUUUUGCCAAAGAUGAAAAACGACGACAGCGGGAACCAAAGAAGCAACGUUCCCAUUCGCUUGCUUCGUCCUUGUACGGCAAUGGGCCCUUCUGAUGGAGCUCCCGAGGCGUAAUUCUUUGGAGAAUUCUCAGAGUUAGGGACUGCCAGUUAUUCUCAUUCUUUCUUCCAUUGUUUUGUUCUUAGGUCUCCAUGGAAGCUUUGAUCGAGCUUUGCGACCUGAUUGCGCAGAACCCAACCCAAUUAUCUGAGAAGCUGUCUUGGAUUUGUAGCCGAUGCCCCUCACCCGAGGCUCUCGUCGCCGGAUCUCCUAAGGUUUCACGCCCUCAGCUCAAUGCCGUCCUUGCCGUGGCUCGGUUCCUCUCAAAGUGCCCAGAUUCCGCCGAUCUCCGUCCUAAAGCAGUGGUCUUCGAGUUCUUGCGUUCUAUUCCGGCUUCAUUCAAUCAGUCGUUUUGGCCGCAAGCGUUCGGCACUGAUGCGAUCGCUUCGUUCUUUGCUGAUUUUUUGGGAUAUGUGUCGAAAGCCGCCGAAUUGUCGCCGGAUUUCACAGCUGAGAUAGCCGGGUUUUCAGGCGAGGUUGUGGUUUCGGCCAUCAGUAAUGGAGGAGGAGAUUUGGGCAUUUCUAGGGCUUUUCUGAUGGCGCUGUCCCAGAGCUUCCCUCCAAUUUCGGCUUCCGACGCGGAAAAAUUGAUUAACCUUCUUCUUGAUCAGCUGGCGGUGUCUGGUCCUCUGGUUCAGUCUCCGGCCACUCCGAGGGGACAAAUUCGAGCAAACUCUGAGACUUCUUCGUCACAAAGCUCACCUUUGAGUGUGAACCAUUACCAACCCAAUGAGAGUUCAAGCCCAGGAAAUGAAACGAGCCAAAUUUCAUGUUCGUCUGGCAGUGCAGCUUCCCGGCUCGCAGAUGAUGCCACUAGUGCCUCGUCAAGGGGUUCGAUGGCGGUAAAUGGGGGUGGCAUUUUGUGGAAGAGUGGUAUUGACCAAAUGAGUGGGAAUUUUGGGUUCAAUGAUGGAGGUGGAGCUUCGUUGCUUAGGCAGCAGGUUUCUUCCUUUGAGGAAGAGCCUGUGGAGAGUUUGGAGAAGCAAGAGAUUGCUUUCAAAUUGAUUGCGCACAUUUUAGAUAAAGUCCGCAUUGACGCUGGGCUAUUGGAGCACGUUAGGUUAAUAGCAAAGAGGCAGCUUCAAUCGAUGACAGUUUUUUUUAAGAUAAGGAAGCGAGAUUGGAAUGAACACGGUUCACUUCUGAAGGCUAGAAUCAAUACAAAACUGUUAGUUUAUAAAGCUGCUGCUACAUUGACUCUUAGGAGCCUUGCUUGCUUUGAUUCUGAUGGGAAACUGGCUAAGAAGUUGGCACAUGAGACUCUUGCCUUGUUUAUGGAUGCUGCCGAAGCGUGUUUACUUUCAGUAUGGCGUAAGUUGAGAAUCUGUGAAGAACUCUUUGGUUCCUUGCUUGCUGGGCUUUCACAAAUUGCAGUAACUCGAGGUGGACAAUCACUUCGGAUUUUGCUCAUUCGGCUCAAGCCUGUUGUACUAACUGUAUGUGCUCAGCAACAGGCUGAUACUUGGGCAACCAACCAGGGAGCAAUGUUUGAGAGCGUCAUGAAGACAAGCUGUGAAAUUAUUGAAUCUUGCUGGAGCAAGGAGCGAGCUCCUGUAGAUACAUUCAUUAUGGGUUUGGCUGCAAGUAUUCGUGAACGAAAUGACUAUGAUGAACAGGUUGAGAAAGACAAACUAGCUGUACCAAUUGUGCAGCUUAAUGUUAUCCGUCUGCUAGCAGAUUUAAAUGUUGCUGUUAACAAGUCUGAAGUAGUGGACAUGAUUUUACCUUUAUUUAUUGAGAGCCUGGAAGAGGGUGAUGCUUCGGCUCCUAGUUUAUUGCGACUCCGACUUCUUGAUGCUGUAUCACGCAUGGCAAGUUUAGGUUUUGAAAAGUCCUAUCGUGAGACGGUAGUUUUGAUGACAAGAAGUUACUUGCAUAAACUUUCAAGUGUAGGAUCUGCUGAAAGUAAAACAGUGGCGCCCGAAGCUACAACAGAGCGUGUUGAGACUCUUCCUGCAGGGUUCCUUCUCAUUGCUAGUGGACUCAAGAAUACUAAGUUGCGUUCAGAUUAUCGUCAUCGUUUGCUAUCUUUGUGCUCUGAUGUUGGCCUGGCUGCUGAAUCAAAAAGUGGAAGAAGUGGAGCAGAUUUCCUCGGGCCUCUACUUCCUGCUGUUGCUGAAAUAUGUUCUGAUUUUGAUCCGACCUUAGAUGUGGAACCUUCACUUUUGAAGUUAUUCCGCAACCUGUGGUUCUAUGUUGCUUUGUUUGGUUUAGCACCACCCAUACAAAAAACACAGCCACCAAUAAAGUCAGUAUCCACAACAUUGAACAGUGUGGGUAGCAUGGGUACAAUUGCUCUUCAAGCUGUUGGGGGUCCAUACAUGUGGAAUACACAAUGGUCUUCUGCUGUCCAGCGAAUAGCUCAAGGGACUCCUCCACUUGUUGUUAGUUCUGUGAAAUGGCUUGAGGAUGAGUUGGAACUCAACGCUCUUCACAACCCUGGGAGCCGUCGAGGAAGUGGCAAUGAGAAAGCUGCUCUUGCCCAAAGAACUGCUCUCUCUGCUGCUCUUGGAGGGCGCAUUGAUGUUGGAUCAAUGAGCACAAUUUCAGGAGUAAAGUCAACCUAUCUUCUUGCAGUAGCAUUUUUGGAGAUUAUUCGCUUUGGCAGUAAUGGUGGCAUCCUUAAUGGCAAAACUAGUUUAACUGCUUCUAGAAGUGCGUUCAGUUGUGUAUUCGAGUAUUUAAAAACACCGAACCUUAUGCCAGCUGUUUUUCAAUGCUUAAUGGCAAUUGUCCAUCGAGCUUUUGAAACAGCAGUAUUAUGGCUGGAGGAUAGGAUAUCGGAAACAGGAAAGGAAGCUGAGAUUAGAGAAUCAACUCUUUCUGUACAUGCCUGUUUUCUUAUUAAAAGUAUGUCCCAGAGGGAGGAACAUAUUCGUGAUGUUGCUGUGAACUCGUUAACGCAAAUUAGAGAUAGAUUUCCACAGAUUCUAUGGAACUCUUCUUGUUUUGAUUCCCUGCUGUUCUCAAUGCAUAAUGAUUCUCCUUUUGCUGUUGUCAAUGACCCUACUUGGGUGGUGACAGUUCGUUCUUUGUACCAAAAAGUUGUUCGAGAAUGGAUCAUUAAAUCACUUUCCUAUGCUCCUUGCACUAGCCAGGGUCUUCUACAGGACAAGCUUUGUAAAGCUAACACAUGGCAAAGAGCACAACAUACAACUGAUGUGGUUUCUCUUCUAUCUGAGAUACGUAUUGGUACAGCAAAAAGUGAGUGCUGGACUGGCAUAAGGACAGCAAAUAUUCCUGCUGUCAUGGCUGCUGCUGCAGCAGCAUCAGGAGCAAAUUUAAAAUUGACAGAAGCUUUUAAUUUGGAGGUGCUCAGUACUGGGAUAGUCAGUGCAACAGUGAAGUGCAACCAUGCUGGAGAAAUUGCUGGAAUGAGAAGGUUGUUUAACAGCAUUGGUGGAUUUGAUUCUGGUAACACACCAAGUGGUUUUGGGCUUGGUGCUGGCCUCCAGAGACUGAUAUCUGGAGCAUUUCCUCAACAGUCACAGGCUGAGGAUAACUCAUUUAAUGGGAUAUUGCUGAUCAAGUUUGUGCGUUUACUUCAAAAAUUUGUUAAUAUUGCAGAGAAAGGUGGGGAAGUUGACAAGUCACAAUUUCGUGAAACUUGUUCCCAGGCAACUGCAUUACUUUUAUCAAAUCUGGGUUCUGAUUCAAAACAAAAUGUAGAGGGCUGUUCACAACUUCUUCGUCUUCUUUGUUGGUGUCCAGCUUACAUCUGUACACAAGAUGCAAUGGAAACUGGUGUUUUCAUUUGGACCUGGUUAGUUUCUGCUGCACCAGAAUUGGGUUCCCUUGUCCUUGCUGAACUUGUUGAUGCAUGGUUGUGGACAAUUGAUACAAAACGAGGUCUUUUUGCAUCUGAUGGGAAGUAUUCCGGGCCUGCUGCAAAACUAAGACCGCACCUUGCUCCUGGGGAGCCAGAAGGGCCACCUGAAGUUGAUCCCGUUGAACAAAUAAUGGCCCAUAGACUAUGGCUUGGUUUUUUCAUUGACCGCUUUGAGGUAGUUCGGCAUAAUAGUGUUGAGCAACUUUUGCUUCUUGGUCGAAUGUUACAAGGGUCAACAAAGCUCCCAUGGAAUUUUUCACGUCAUCCUGCUGCCACUGGUACUUUUUUCACUGUGAUGCUUCUAGGCCUGAAGUUUUGCUCCUGCCAAUCCCAGGGAAAUCUUCUGAAUUUUAAAACAGGGCUUCAAUUGCUGGAAGACCGUAUCUACAGGGCCUCGUUGGGCUGGUUUUCUUUUGCGCCUGAAUGGUAUGAUGCCAAUAAUAUGAGUUUUGCCCAGAGUGAGGCUCAAUCUGUAUCUGUAUUUGUGCACUACCUUUCAAAUGAGCGAGUAGAUGCAAAUCAAUCUGACUCUAAGGGGCGAGCACGUGAAAAUGGGAGCAGUGUGGUUGAUGUGAACGAUCAAUGUCACCCUGUUUGGGGCCAGAUGGAGAACUAUGUUGUGGGAAGAGAAAAGAGGAAGCUGUUACUUUUGAUGCUAUGUCAGCAUGAGGCUGAUAGGCUUGAAAUUUGGGCUCAACCCUCUAAUGCAAAAGAAAGUACUUCCUCUCGGUCUAAAAUUAGCUCAGAUAAAUGGAUUGAAUAUGCAAGGACUGCCUUCUCUGUGGAUCCUCGUAUAGCUAUAUCCUUGGCAUCAAGGUUCCCAACAAACACAUUUUUGAAGGCUGAAGUGACUCAUUUAGUUCAGUUGCAUAUAUUGGAUAUCCGAAGUAUUCCUGAAGUAUUGCCUUAUUUUGUUACCCCGAAGGCAGUAGAUGAAAAUUCUGUGCUUUUACAACAAUUGCCACACUGGGCAGCUUGUUCUAUUACACAAGCUCUCGAAUUCCUUACUCCUGCAUUUAAAGGGCAUCCGCGUGUCAUGGCAUAUGUUCUUAGGGUUUUAGAGUCAUAUCCUCCUGAACGAGUAACAUUCUUCAUGCCACAGCUAGUUCAGGCACUGCGAUACGAUGAAGGAAGGUUAGUAGAAGGAUAUUUGCUGAGGGCAGCUCAAAGAAGUGAUAUAUUUGCCCAUAUAUUAAUCUGGCAUUUACAGGGUGAAGAAUCAGGACCAGAAUCAGGGAAAGAAGCUGGCUCUGGGAAGAAUAGUCCCUUCCAAGCCCUGCUACCACUUGUUAGGGAACGUAUUAUUGAUGGUUUCUCCACAAAGGCGCGUGACUUGUUUAAAAGAGAAUUUGAUUUCUUUGACAAGGUUACAUCUAUUUCAGGUGUCCUUUUUCCACUUCCCAAAGAAGAACGACGGGCAGGUAUUAGGAGAGAGUUGGAGAAAAUUGAAAUGGAAGGAGAAGACCUUUAUCUACCAACAGCUCCUAACAAGCUUGUUAGGGGAAUUCAGGUUGAUAGUGGAAUUCCCUUGCAGUCGGCAGCAAAAGUUCCUAUUAUGAUUACGUUUAAUGUGAUUGAUCGGGACGGAGACCAUAAUGUUGUAAAACCCCAAGCUUGCAUUUUCAAGGUUGGGGAUGAUUGUCGCCAAGAUGUCCUUGCUCUUCAAGUGAUUGCACUUCUUAGAGAUAUAUUUGAAGCUGUUGGACUAAAUCUUUAUUUGUUUCCUUAUGGUGUACUUCCAACUGGCCCUGGGAGAGGCAUAAUUGAGGUGGUGCCUAAUACUCGGAGUAGAAGUCAGAUGGGUGAAACGACUGAUGGUGGUUUGUAUGAGAUUUUUCAGCAGGACUAUGGUCCUGUGAGCUCUCCUAGUUUUGAAGCUGCACGAGAGAACUUCAUUAUCAGCAGUGCAGGUUAUGCAGUUGCCAGCCUUUUACUGCAACCAAAGGAUAGGCAUAAUGGCAAUCUUUUAUUUGACAACGUUGGAAGACUUGUUCAUAUUGAUUUUGGUUUUAUCUUGGAAACUUCACCCGGUGGAAAUAUGCGGUUUGAAAGUGCUCAUUUUAAGCUUAGCCAUGAAAUGACUCAACUAUUAGAUCCCUCAGGGGUCAUGAAAAGUGAAACCUGGCACCAGUUUGUGAGUUUGUGCGUCAAAGGAUACCUUGCAGCUCGGCGUUAUAUGGAUGGGAUUAUCAGCACAGUUCAAUUAAUGCUAGAUAGUGGACUGCCUUGCUUUAGCAGGGGUGAUCCAAUAGGUAAUCUUCGCAAGAGAUUUCAUCCCGAAAUGACUGAUCGUGAAGCAGCAAAUUUCAUGAUCCACGUCUGCACUGAUGCUUACAACAAGUGGACCACUGCUGGGUACGAUUUGAUACAGUAUUUGCAGCAGGGUAUUGAGAAGUAGAAAGUGAUUUUUGGAACUCGACCUGGGUAUGUACAUGAUCAUUAUUUGUAAGUUUAUAAAUAUAUGAUGUUUUUCUUACCUACAUAUAUAUAGCUUUGAUUUUUCCGGGGGUUUCCAUCCUAGUAUAUUAGGAGGAUUGUAAAAACGGCAUAGAAUUCAAUUUGAGUUCUUUGUAUUCUAGAGGUGGGGUUCCUUGUGAGGUUUGUAAAAUUACAUGUAGUUAUUAUUAUUAUUAUUAUUAUUUUUCUUUUUCUUUCCUUAAA